Molecule: messenger RNA, 925 nt
Organism: Agrilus planipennis (emerald ash borer)
Lineage: Eukaryota; Metazoa; Arthropoda; Insecta; Coleoptera; Buprestidae
Product: meteorin-like protein
Exons: 3
Coding region: 317-910 (197 amino acids)
Molecular function (GO): hormone activity
Source: RefSeq, a predicted model, not a curated record
GUUCACAUUCGGCACGCGAUCGGACGGCUUAAGCUUUUUGAAACCACUUGUUAACUUUCAAUCGGCAGACUUGUUGGAUUCGGAUCGAGAGGAAGUUGUAUCGUCGAAUGUUUUACGCGCGCUCUUUUUGAAAACUUUUUACGCGACGGAGAGACUUACAAGCGGGUGUUCUGUGACUAUAACAAAUGACAAAAUGUGAUUGAAAGAAGCAAUUUUUCUUCGUUUGCGGUUAGUUUUUUUUUUUGUUUGAUACGAUGAUGGAUUGGUCGUGAAUGCGAAAAUUGUUCUUGGCACGAACAAAAACGAAAAACAAAAAAUGCAUUCGUACGUGUACUCCUCAUAUAAUAGUAGGUGUCGUUCGUGCGUGGUGGUUUGCUGCAUAAUAUUUGCAUGUCUGAUGCGGUUGACAUCUGGGACAAUUAUGGGUGAUGAGUGCGACUGGACCGGAAGUGGCCUAACAACACCGUCAGAAGACAGGGGCGUGACGCCGGUAUACCUGCGUUGCACAGCAGGGAAAGUGACUUGGCUUUACCCUAGGGGUGCGCUGAGAGUGUUGCUUCGAAUGCCGACCCCAGACAGAGACUUUAGGGCUUGUAUCAAGCUCCACCCGGACGGCGGCAAAAAUCUGCCGGUUCGACUAUUUCUAGAGGGUCCCCGGUCUCUCCAUCAGCUUUACUCGCAUGUAGAAGAAAAGCCGAAAGCCGUUAGGUGCUUUCAAAGCAAAAAUGGCCAAGCUGCUAUUUAUAUUGAAGCCAUAGAUAAUGACAUUGUAACGAAGCGGGUGGUCGAACUUGAUUACGAUUUGCAACCAUUACCAAAAGGAAAACGGACGUACGAUUCAUUCGAAGGUAAGGAAAAGAAGAGAAAGAAAAUGUGCGGAAACAAUAAUGUGUUUUUUUUUUCGGCAUAAGUCAAUUCACGAUUU